UCUCUUUUUAUCUCCUCUUUUCUAAGGUUCUGAUGUUAGGGUUUUGCAAGUGAGAGAGAUAGAGGGAGAGAGUGUGAAAAUACAUCAUCUUCUUCAAAUAUAGGGUUUUGUUACAGAGAGAAGAAUGUCGUCUCUGGGAACGUCGAAGGGAAUCUUGGAGAUAGUGAAAUUCGGUCUUUAUGUGUCGAUCCCGAUCACUCUCAUGUACACAUUCGCCAACAACUCCGACAAUCUCAAGAAAAUCAUGGGCAAUCGGUCAUACGUUGUGUAUCCGCCAGAGGGUCCUCGGCCUCCAUCUCCAGAGGAGCUGCGGGAGAUGGCUCGAGAGAUGCGCAAGAACAAUAACCGCUGACAGGCUCCUGAUGUGCAAGAACAAUUACGCUUGGUAUUGUGGCAGCACUCAUCGAGGUAUGGUAUUCAUGUAGUUUUAAGGGCCCACUUGGCGGUACUACAAAACAGUUGGAGUGGUUUUCUUGUAUAUAACGAGCUGUGUUUCAAAUCUCGUGAAUGUUGAAAUAGCUAUUUUAAAGAGACUUUUUGGGCAAAAACCUCUCAAUGGAAAAAUGAAAACAGAAACCAAAAAACCUCUCUCAUGCAUAGGAACCACAAAGAAUGUAUGUAAUUCUUGUUUUUCCUUUCCUUUAAUAAACUCAUGGAAUUCAAUAAAUUGACAUCUCUUUUCUGCA
This is a messenger RNA of Magnolia sinica, 686 nucleotides long. RefSeq lists its product as uncharacterized. The record is from RefSeq and is a predicted model, not a curated record. Gene Ontology annotation, biological process: mitochondrial respiratory chain complex IV assembly. Lineage: Eukaryota; Viridiplantae; Streptophyta; Magnoliopsida; Magnoliales; Magnoliaceae. Gene Ontology annotation, cellular component: mitochondrion. The transcript has 3 exons. The coding region runs from base 125 to 352 and encodes 75 amino acids.